This is a messenger RNA of Aedes aegypti (yellow fever mosquito), 441 nucleotides long. RefSeq lists its product as uncharacterized. The record is from RefSeq and is a predicted model, not a curated record. NCBI's taxonomy places the organism in Eukaryota, Metazoa, Arthropoda, Insecta, Diptera, Culicidae. The coding region runs from base 15 to 383 and encodes 122 amino acids. The transcript has 2 exons.
ACAGUGUUCCAAAAAUGAGUCUCAACGUUCGAUUGGUUGGAUUGGUGGUGGUGAUGCUCUUCGGAAUUCAACAUAAUCGAGUAGCAGCAUAUCAGGACGCGUUCACGACGACGGAACUGAGUUACUCUUUCGGUAGAAGAGCCGAUGCCGACGUACUUUGCUUCGAAAAACAACUGGUCAAAGGAACAACCCUACCGGCAACGAUUUCACAAACUCAAGCUACCAACAUACGGUACAUAACGCUGGUGGCCGAUAAAUACUAUAAAGAUGGGUUCCGUGCAACCGUUACUCCAGCGCUUCCGGUAAUGGCAACUAAUGUCCGCGUAGACGGCAAACCCGUUUUACCGUACAGCAUACUCAUUCAGUUUUGGUGUGCACCGUAAGCAGUUUAGGGCUAGGUAUCGAAAACGUGUAUGGAUAUUCAAGUUUUUACUUAUUUAU